Molecule: messenger RNA, 738 nt
Organism: Miscanthus lutarioriparius
Lineage: Eukaryota; Viridiplantae; Streptophyta; Magnoliopsida; Poales; Poaceae
Source: the annotation of a GenBank genome assembly
AUGGUGGGCGGCGGAGGCCAUUCGUCGAUGGACCACCCUGACGCCGAAGACCUCGAGCGCGGCGAGCUGCGCCGUGACGCGCCUGAGUUUGCGGACGACGACGACGGGGACGAGGCAGAAACCCAGUACUUCUCGGACGCGGAGGACCGGUCGUGGGCGUCGCACUCGCGCCAGGACUCCACCGCCUACCAGGACUGCAUCUCGCCGUGCGCCUCCGCCCGCGCGAGCUCCGUCGACGCCGACGCCGAUGGCGAGGCCGCCAGAGAACACUGCAGGAAGUCGUCGUGCGUGUCAGAGGGCUCGCUGGAGGAUGUUGACCUGGAGGCCGGACUGAGCGAGAUCAUCAAGGCCAGUCCUGAGAAGGCCGAACAGAACUGCCGCAUUUGCCACCUUGGCCUGGAGAGCACGGCGGCUGAGUCCGGCGCCGGCAUCACGCUCGGCUGCUCUUGCAAGGGGGACUUAUCCUACGCCCACAAGCAGUGCGCCGACACCUGGUUCAAGAUCAGAGGCAACAGGAUCUGUGAGAUAUGUAGCUCAACUGCAUCCAACGUCGUAGUUUUGGGGGAUCCAGAGUUCAGUGAUCAGUGGAGUGAAACAAACAACGUAGCUGCUGUGCAAAUGCCACCGGCUGAAACUCGGAGGUUCUGGCAAGGGCAUCGGUUUCUCAACUUCCUUCUUGCUUGCAUGGUGUUCGCCUUUGUCAUUUCUUGGCUCUUCCACUUCAAUGUCCCUGGCUAA